This is a messenger RNA of Dioscorea cayenensis subsp. rotundata (Guinea yam), 2279 nucleotides long. Its product is annotated as pentatricopeptide repeat-containing protein At1g79540. Bases 54 to 2153 code for a protein of 699 amino acids. Gene Ontology annotation, molecular function: protein binding. Lineage: Eukaryota; Viridiplantae; Streptophyta; Magnoliopsida; Dioscoreales; Dioscoreaceae. The transcript has 2 exons. The record is from RefSeq and is a predicted model, not a curated record.
UUCAUCUUCCUUUGUCUCUAGGGUUUCUCUAGGGUUUCAAAACCGCCCCCAAAAUGCGAGCCCUAAUCCCCAAAUGUUACAAGAAAUCCCUAAUCUCGCAUCUUCGAGCUCGAAUCUCUCUCUUCUCGGAUCCAAUCUCAAUUCCUAUACCCUUAAUCCCUCGCAUUCCACCUCGUCGAUCGCUCCAUGACCUCCCGAAACACUUCACCGAAGCUCCAAAUCCCUCAAACUCUCUCCUUUCCUCCAAAAUCCUGCAAUCCGAUCCUUCCCCGAUCGCUGAAGCCGAAGAAGAAGAUGGGCCCAUGAACGAGUUCCUCUCCCGAUUCGUCUUUGCUAUCCGGCCAAAGCUCACUGCCGCAUUCCCGGACCUCGCGCGAGAAACACUCGACGCCAUGCUUCUUCUCAUCUGCCAGAAGGUACUGGCCGAGCUCGAUGGUGCCGCGGCGCCAGCCGUUGGUUCUGUUGAGCUGAGCCCUGAUCUCUGGGAAACCGUUCAGGAAAUCGCGAACUCGGUGCAUGAAGCGAUGAAAAAGGAUAGGCUGAGAGAAGAGAUCAAGAAGUACUUGCAUUGCGAUGAGGUGAAGGAGAUGUGCCGCUUCGCUGGAGAUGUUGGCAUUCGUGGGGAUUUUCUUCGCGAGCUUCGGUUCAAGUGGGCGAGAGAGAAGUUGGAGGAGGUGGAGUUUUACAGAGAAUUGGAUAGAAUUCGAGCGCAAGCCCAAAAAGGAGAUGAAAAUGAAGGGAUUGAAGAAGAAAACAGAGGAAAGCCGGAGCUUACUGCAUUGCCGGAGAGGAAGGGGAGGAUUAAGUACAAGAUUUAUGGCUUGGAUUUAUCAGACCCGAAGUGGGCAGAGGUGGCAGAGAGGGUGGAGGAAGCCGAGAAGCACAUUGUGCCAGAAGAGCCAAAGCCGAUUGUUGGAAAGUCCAAAAAGGUGGAUGAAAAUAUCCUUUCUUUGGACGCUGUGAAGGAUGAUCCUUUGCCGGUUUUGGAAGAGUGGAAAGGGCUUGUUGGACCAAAGAGGGUAGAUUGGGUUGCAUUGCUUGACAGAAUCAAAGAAAAGAGCAGUGCUUUGUAUUUCAAGGUUGCCGAACACCUUUUGAUAGAGGAAUCCUUUGAGGCAGGCAUUCGUGAUUAUUGGAGAUUAAUAGACUCUCAUUCAAAGGCCGAUUGCUUGAAGGAAGCUGAGAGAAUUCUCCAGAAAAUGAUAGAGAAGGGUAUAACGCCCGAUGUUCUGACAUGCAUCACCUUAGUUCAUAUGUAUAGCAAAACAGGAAACCUAGAACGCACGAAAGAGGCGUUUGACAGCUUAAGGCAACAAGGUUUCCAACCAGAUUUCAAGGUCUACAACUCCAUGAUCAUGGCCUAUGUGAAGGCUGGCAAUCCAAAGUCUGGAGAGUCAAUGGCGAGAGAAAUGGAAGCAAGGGAUAUCCAACCUACCAAAGAGAUCUACAUGGAAUUGCUGCGAGCGUUUGCACAACAAGGCCAGGUUGAUGGUGCACAAAGGAUUGUCAACACUAUGGAGUUCUCCGGAAUCCAACGAUGUGUAGAAUCUUCCACCUUGCUUGUGGAGGCCUAUGGAAAGUCCGGUGAUCCUGAUCAAGCCCGCAAACUAUUUGAUCUUAUGAUGAAGUCUGGUCUUAAACCAGAUGAUCGUUGCACUGCUAGCAUGAUCAGAGCUUAUGCUACGAAGAAUCAGCUGGACAAGGCCUUGGACCUGCUUUUGAAUCUAGAGAAGGAUGGUUUCCGGCCGGGGACAGCCAUAUACACUGUUUUGGUCGACUGGAUGGGAAGGUUGCAGAUGAUAGAGGAGGCCGAGCACUUUCUGAACAAUAUUAGGGAGAAGGGCGAAGACCCGCCCUUUGAGAUUCAUGUGAGCCUGUGUGACAUGUACUGCAGUGCAGGAAUUAAGGAGAAAACACGCGAAAACCUCAAAAUUCUCGAAGAGAAGAAACAUUUGUUGAAAGCAGAUGAGUUUGAGAGGAUUGUGAGUAGUCUUUUAGAUGGUGGUUUUGUCAACGAUGCAAAGAGGAUGCAUAACUUGAUGCAGGCUCAGGGCUUUCCACCAUCAGAGGCUUUGAGAGUUAGAAUUUCAGCUUCUCAAUCUAUUCCUAGCCAGAGACCAAGCAAAAGCAGAAGUGGUAAACCACGCUAUUAAAGUCCAAAAUAACCAUGGUUUUCUCAUGUAUCUCUCUCUCUCUCUUGCCAUGUUUGAUUAUCAGAGAAGUUUUGUUUCAAUUCCUGAACCUUUAUAUAUAUAUAUAUAUAUAUAUAAAUUAAUUAA